AUGUCAACAUAUUGUGACAGAUUGUGGACUAACUUUGUAGGCGCUAAACGAUAUCUUGAGGAAAUGGUUAAAUUAUUGAUAGAUAAAAAACAGGAUUUUUCUGAUCAAUUAAUGUCUCGUGGAAUCUCUUGGAAACUAAAUCCACCAUCAGCACCUCACUUUGGAGGCAUUUUUGAAAGUGGUAUAAAAUGUACUAAAUAUUAUCUCAAGAGGGUCAUAGGCUCACAAGUCCUGACGUUUGAAGAACUAACUACAGUUUUAACUAAAGUUGAAGCGAUGCUGAACUCAAGACCGAUUUGUCAGUUAUCGUCUGAUCCUGGCGAAGUUGAUGUUCUCACGGCCGGUCAUUUUAUUAUAGGAGGUCCUUUAGUCGCUCUACCAGAACCGUCUGUUGAAGAUAUGAAUCCUAGAACACGCUGGCAGUUACUUCAAAAGCUCUCUCAAAGUUAUUGGCGUAUUUGGCAAAAUAAUUAUUUACAUACACUCCAACAAAAAGUUAAGUGGUUUAAGGAUGAUCACGAACAUCCUAAUAUUGGUCAACUCGUUUCAAUCAUUGAACCUAAUCUACCACCUAACGAAUGGCGCCUAGGUCGAGUAGUCCAAAUCUAUCCCGGAAAGGACAAUAUUAUCCGGGCUGUGACCUUAAAGACUAAAAGAGGCUUACUUACAAGACCAGUAGUCAAAGUCUGCCCUCUUCCUCUUGAUUGA
Messenger RNA from Parnassius mnemosyne (clouded apollo), 708 nucleotides. NCBI's taxonomy places the organism in Eukaryota, Metazoa, Arthropoda, Insecta, Lepidoptera, Papilionidae. The record is from the annotation of a GenBank genome assembly.